Rotaria sp. Silwood2 is the source of this 693-nucleotide messenger RNA. The record is from the annotation of a GenBank genome assembly. Lineage: Eukaryota; Metazoa; Rotifera; Eurotatoria; Philodinida; Philodinidae.
AUGCUCGGUUGUUGUAUACCUCGUGAUCCAUCGAAACAAACAAAUAAAUUGAUAAAUGAAGCAUUAGAACGUGAUCGAAAAGAAAUGAAUUCGGAAUCAAAAUUACUUUUACUUGGUGCUGGAGAAUCUGGAAAGAGUACAGUUGUAAAACAGAUGAAAAUAAUUUUUAAUGAAAAUGGUUAUACUAAAGAAGAAUGUCUUCAUUUUAAACCAGUUAUUUUUUCUAAUACAAUUCAAUCAAUGUUAGCUAUAUUACAUGCAAUGAAUCGACUACAAAUUUCAUUUGAAAAUAUAAAUCGAAAAAGCGAUGCUGAAAUUGUACUUACUCAUGCAGAAAUAGAAAGUAAUCAUGAAAUUUUACCUGAAAUCGUUGGUCAAGCUAUACAAGCAUUAUGGAAUGAUGCUGGUGUGCAAGCAUGCUUUUUACGUUCUCGUGAAUAUCAGUUAAAUGAUUCAGCAGCUUAUUAUUUAAAUUCACUUGAUCGACUUAUUCAAUCUGAUUAUAUUCCAACUCAACAAGAUGUUUUACAUACACGUGUUAAAACUACUGGUAUUGUUGAAACAACAUUUACAUUAAAGAAGCAUAAGUUUCGAAUUGUUGAUGUUGGUGGUCAAAGAAGUGAAAGAAAAAAAUGGAUACAUUGUUUCGAUGGUGUAACAGCUGUUAUAUUUGUUAGUGCUCCAGGCCCGUAG